Molecule: messenger RNA, 1440 nt
Organism: Apiotrichum porosum
Lineage: Eukaryota; Fungi; Basidiomycota; Tremellomycetes; Trichosporonales; Trichosporonaceae
Gene: GCD7
Product: GCD complex subunit gcd7
Exons: 4
Coding region: 1-1440 (479 amino acids)
Biological process (GO): translational initiation
Cellular component (GO): eukaryotic translation initiation factor 2B complex
Molecular function (GO): translation initiation factor activity; guanyl-nucleotide exchange factor activity
Source: RefSeq, a predicted model, not a curated record
AUGGCCGCAGACCUUAAACCCGACCCCAACGCCCGUCUGGUCGACGCCCUCGUCGUCCGUCUUCGUCGACGUCAAAUUGUCGGCUCGCGAAACGUCGCGCUUGCUACUGCCGCUCUGGUGCAGAAUGUGGUCCGCAGCGCCAAGUUUGCGACCAUUGACGAGCUCCUGGCCAUGAUCCGUGCCAUCGGACGCAGGCUCGUGGAUGCCAACCCAAAGGGCGAGUACCAAGCUGUGUGGGUGAGGAGCAGAGCUCUCGAGUCAGCCUCUCCCUCUCGUUUGGAGAAGCUCGCCGCUGGCAACAUUGUGCGCCGCAUCAUCCGUCUCAUUCGCGAGGAGUACCGCGCCGCCGCCGCCGCGCACAUGUCCCAACCCCCCAGUGUCCCCGGCACGCCUGGAAUCUCGACUCCUCCCGGCGGCAGCUACUUCACCGGCCCCGGCAGCGGCCCCGGUUCGGCGAGCGCCAGCAUGCCCAGCACGCCCAUUGCGCGCCAGGCGUCGCUGUCCAACUUCGUGGCCAUGCGCCACUCGCGCGUGCAGGGCGAGAGGAGCGGCAACGUCUCGGUGGUCCCAGCCCAGGGGGGUACGCCUGGUACUGCUUCUUCCACGGGUGGUAGUGGCCUGGACGGCCGUGCUUCCAACGGUCUCGACUUUUCGGCUUCGACAAACGCCCUGUUCGCUCCUCCGCGCGUGGUGACUCUGAUGGCUGCCGACCAGGAGGCUGCGUCGGCGGCCGAGUUUGCGCGUACGGCAGGCAAGCUCAAGCCCGUCCUGAUCCAGGCUAUUGACGAGGUGGUCAACGAGCUCGAGACGACACACGAGGACGUGGCCCGUGGCGCAAAAGAGCACAUUCACAGCUCCGAGGUCAUCCUCACGCUGGGCCACAGCCGCACUGUCGAGGCAUUCCUCAAGGCAGCCUUUAGGGACCGCAAGUUCACCGUCAUCGUCCUCGAGAGUGCCCCUUCGUACUUGGGCCAGCACAUGGCCGCCAACCUCGCCCACCACGGCAUCCCUACCCUCCUCGUCCCGGACAGCAGCUUGCACGCCGUCAUGCCCCGUGUGACAAAGGUCCUCUUUGGCGCGCACAGCGUGUCGGCCAACGGCGGCCUGUUCGCCCUCGCCGGCUCGCUCGCGUGCGCUUUGGCCGCUCGUACUCACGCAAAGCCCGUUGUGGUCACGACCGGACAGUUCAAGUUCGCCCCCGUGUGGAACUUGUACCACGAGUUUGACGCGCUCGACUUCCAGGGCCCCGGCCCCGUCAUUGGCUACGACCACGACGGCGGUGGCGGUGGCUAUGAGGGUGUCGAGGUCACUGACCCCCACUACGACUACAUUCGCCCCGAGCUCAUCAACCUGUACGCCACAAACGUCGGAGACCACCCUCCGUCGUACAUUUACCGCAUCAUCAAGGAGGCAUACGACGACGAGGACAUUGAGCUGUGA